Messenger RNA from Terrapene triunguis (Three-toed box turtle), 2400 nucleotides. It is a transcript of the gene MPND, whose product is annotated as MPN domain containing. The record is from RefSeq and is a predicted model, not a curated record. Lineage: Eukaryota; Metazoa; Chordata; Testudines; Emydidae. Gene Ontology annotation, cellular component: BRCA1-A complex; BRISC complex. The coding region runs from base 1 to 1476 and encodes 491 amino acids. Gene Ontology annotation, biological process: double-strand break repair. Gene Ontology annotation, molecular function: polyubiquitin modification-dependent protein binding; metallopeptidase activity. The transcript is spliced from 13 exons.
AUGGUUUCUGUGCCGAUCCCCGCUUUGCCUCUGGAUGCCGAUUCCCCCGGAGCGGAGGAGUGUCUGGAAGAGGACGAGGAGGAGCUGGAGACGAGCGUGGAAGACCCUGAGAACGAAAGCGCCGGGAAGCCGGCCCCGGGGGGGCGCAGCUGCAUCCUCACCCGGCGCGGCAUCACGCUGCGGGUGCUGCUGAAGGACGGCCUGAUCGAGCCGGGGGAGGGCGUGCUCUCCAUCUACUACCUGGGGAAGAAGUUCCUAGGGGACUUGCUGCCCGACGGGAAGAUCACCUGGCAGGAGACGGGGCAGGUGUUCAAUUCGCCCAGCGCCUGGGCCACAUACUGCAAGAAGCUGGUGAACCCGGCGAAGAAAUCGGGCUGCGGCUGGGCCUCGGUGAGGUACAAGGGGCAGAAGCUGGACCAGUGCAAGGCGGCCUGGCUGAAGAAGCACCAGCCCAAUGCCCCCGCGGCCGAGGAGAGUUUGGUGAGUGAAGGGGAGGAGGAGGAACUGGUCGAGGAGGACGAGGACGAGGCCAGGGAAGGUAAAAUCGCCAUCUCGGAGCCUGGGCUUGGCAAGAAACUGGAGGAGAAAAGCAGAAAGCACCAAAGCAAGAGCCUGGUGGAGCCACACAACGCUGAUAACGGGCCCCAUGGGAAGAGACUGGAGAGCAAGAACCGCACUCCGGUCCGUUACUGCACGCUGGGAAGCCGGGACUCUGCCAGGAACCCACACACCCUGGUGGAAGUGACCUCCUUUGCAGCAAUCAACAAGUUCCAGCCGUUCAACGUGGCCAUCUCCAGUAACGUCCUGCUGCUGCUGGACUUUCACAGCCACCUAACGAGGAGCGAGGUGGUUGGCUACCUGGGAGGCAGGUGGGACACCAGCAGCCAGGUGCUGACGGUGCUGCGAGCGUUCCCCUGCCGGACGCGCCUCGGAGACGCCGAAUCGGCAGCCACCGUUGAGGAGGAGAUCUGCCAGAACCUCUUCAUGCGGGGGCUGGCGCUGGUGGGCUGGUACCACAGCCACCCCUUCAGCCACGCCCUCCCCUCGCUGCAGGACAUCGACGCCCAGAUGGAUUACCAGCUCAAGCUGCAGGGGAGCAACAACCGCUUCCAGCCCUGCCUGGCUCUCAUCUGCGCACCAUACUAUCACGGCAACCAAGGUGUGGAGUCCAAAAUCUCGCCCUUCUGGGUCAUGCCACCUCCGGAGCAAAGGCCCAACGAUUACGGCAUCCCCAUGGAAGUGGAGGUCACCUACGUGCAGGACGGGUUUCUCACCAAUGAUGUCCUCCAUGAGAUGAUGCUGCUGGUUGAGUUUUACAAAGGGGCUCCAGACCUGGUGAAGUUUCAAGAUAUAUGGAGCCAGGAGAAGACUUACUUAGAUAAGCUAAAGGGCUCCCUCACCUCCAGGACUCCCAAAGAUCAGGGCUUCACCCACGUCCUGGAACAGAUCUACAGCCUCCUCAAGCACAGCAGCUGAGGCAAGGCCGGAGCCUGAGUUACAAUGAACUCAUACCCAGGUGCCUUUACACCAGGUGGGGCUCAGCCAGGCAGCCCCGGGCUCGGGGACACUUGAGUCUGAGCCCAGCGCGGAGUGGGCUUAUUAAUCCGUGGUAGCAGGGACGUUGGAUCUACAAGCCUCGAGCAGCUGUUACACAGCAAUGAAGGCCUGCGAGUUCGAGCCAUUAGGCAGACGGGAUCAGCGUUGGAGCUCGGGCGCGUUUGCCGCUGGUGGCUACGUGGACCGCCUAGGCGAGCGCUACUCCUGUAAUAGGACUUUGUGGUGUAGCGUGUAGGUCCGAACGAGCGGGGACGGUGGCGGCCUCUCUCCGGGUGUAAGUUAUUUGUGGACGGGGUAGUUCUGAUUAAAAAAAAAGUUGCUGACCUGUGUUGUGAGACAGCAGCUCUGGGCCUGUGGCUUAGAAGGGAACCGCGCCCCACCCAUGAAAAGGGAGAAAGGGGCUUGGGGAACCCCCCUCUGUAUCUGUUGGAGAUGUGUGCGUAGAACACGCCUACUGGGACUAAGUGAUGAUCAAUCCCACACCCCCCCUUCCAGGGGAAAAGGAGCAGCUGGAGUCAAAGCCAAGAGACUUGACUGCUCUUUCCUGGAACAAGCCCUCCCAGGAGGUUUUAAAGGCACAGCCUGCUGCUAGAGUGACUGCCCGUCCCCACGAGAGGUUCUCUUCAACAGAAGAGUGAAGUCAGUGCUGGAAGCAGCCGCCUUGGCGAGCCACAGGUGACAAGGGCAAGCUUUCUCUCCCCCACCGCCCCGAAGGUCAGCCUGGCUGGGCCACUCACUCUGUGGCUCCUUUGGGGUAUCUUCACCCCAGGGACCAAGCAAUGCCAGCCACAACAGGAACUGGUGACACACCCGAACUCGUGCGCCGGUAACGUGGUGGUUAGC